Paramecium tetraurelia is the source of this 1263-nucleotide messenger RNA. RefSeq lists its product as uncharacterized. Lineage: Eukaryota; Ciliophora; Oligohymenophorea; Peniculida; Parameciidae. Gene Ontology annotation, biological process: response to pheromone; G protein-coupled receptor signaling pathway. The transcript is spliced from 2 exons. The record is from RefSeq and is a predicted model, not a curated record.
AUGUUUCGAAUUUUAUUCAUUUUCUUAGCUUUAUCCUAAGCCAAAAUCAUUACUAGAUCAUUCUCCCUCAAAUAACUUUCGACCAUGGACUACAUCCCAAUAAGCAGAUUCGGCAGUCGCGGAGUUGUAAAUUACGAAAUACAGUCUCGUUUGAUUAAUGUUCCCAAAGAUUAUGAAGGCGAAAGAUUAAUGAUCCCUUUUGAAUUCUUUUAAUAGGAUAAAUGGCAAUAAGCUUAGUCAAUACCUGAGUGCCGUAAGUAGGAUAAAGCAAAUAGAAUUAUCUACCAAUCCAUAGAAGUUAACCCUUUUGAAGAGAUCUCUACAUUGAAUGGAUAGUUGGCUUAUGGAAGACAUCAUAAUGUCUGGUUGGCAAUAUUUAAUAAUUGUGAUCACAAACUUGAAAAAAUGUUUUCUAAUUCUUCAUCUAAAAUCAAAUUGGAAAUAACUAUCUGGUUCUACGAUGAAGGAGGAUAAGAAUUCUCUUUGGAAGAACAUGGAUUGUUCAGCAUUGUUUCUGUCUUGGCAUUACUAACUAUAAUUGGAUUUUAUUACAACUAUCGGAUUUUUAGGAAAGAAUAGGAGAAAUAUGGAGAAAAAGAUUACGCAUUACUUUUUGUCCUAGUAAUCAUUGGAUUGGAGGCAUCCUAAAAUACUCUCAAUUUCUUCAAUCUUUUGGUGUAUAACAGUAAUGGAAGAGGAAUCAGUGUAUUUGCAAUCCUAUCAGAAGUGAUUUAAUCAGUGGAUAACUAUUUGCUGAUGUUGUUAUUAAUACUAAUAGCUUGGGGUUGGACAAUUGAUUUUAUUAAUCUAGAGACGUAGGCAGCUUUCUAUCUUCCCUUAGUAUUUGUCCUUGGAAUAGUCUAAACAAUAUUUGCCAUUAUAGGCAGGUUGCUUAGCACUUAAACCUAAUUUCAUAUGUAUGAAGGGUGGGCAGGCUAUUCAAUUAGCAUUAUUUAUAUAGUUCUUGCUCUAUAUUUCUUUUAUUCAGCAAAUCAGCAAAAAAAGAAAGGGGAAGUUGCUGAUAGUUUUUAUUUCAAACUUAAACUAUUUGGAACUCUAUUCUUUAUCUCCUUCCCAGUUCUAUUGAUGGUCUCUAAAGUCAUUGAUCCCUAUAAAUCAUACAAGGUGAUUAUUUUAGGAAGCAUGUUAAUGAGGCUAUUGAAUAUCGCUCUGUUGGUUAGAUUAUUUGUAGGAAAAUCAACGGACUAUUAAAGAAUUUGCAUCAAAGGGAAAUCCUUUUUGGAUAGGGAUAAAAUAAUGUGA